Molecule: messenger RNA, 1667 nt
Organism: Notodromas monacha
Lineage: Eukaryota; Metazoa; Arthropoda; Ostracoda; Podocopida; Cyprididae
Source: the annotation of a GenBank genome assembly
AAAUGAAAUGAAAAUGUGCAUCUGAAGCAUACAGAGUGCCAUUUUCAAUUUGUCUUGUGUGCAUAUAUACUGUAAAAUGGAAAGCAUGCCUGCUGUUAUUGUGUGCUGUCAGCAAUGGCCAUCUCCUAUCUUCUGCAAAAUGUCAAUAAUGCUGUUACUAUAUACUGAUUGGCUUAAACUGUGGAGGUUUGUCCAAAGUUGGGAAUUGCUGAGUGGGAACAUGUGCAUUUGCAUGUACAUAUGUCACACAAAUCCUCACCCAUUGAACUCAAAUGGAUGGACAGCAACAUUGCCUACAAUAGUUGGUUACAUGUAUGUCAAACAUGUGCCAGUAGCUGUCAAGACCAGCCUUGAAUGAAGCGCCACAUGUCUAUUUGGAAGCACAAAGGGAAUGAUAAUGUGGACAGUCACGGUUUUAUGGCCAAAGAAUCAUCAGUCGCCCACUACCAUGCAGUCGGUUAACCACGAGUCAAUCUGAGGCUGGGAAAAACUUUUUUUGCGAGAGCAGCUUUUUUUGGUCCAGUUUUUGUAGUUGACAUCAUUAGCAUAUCAGCAUGAACGCAAUUUUGAAGUUGACGACUUUUUUACUGGCGAUUUGCUCCUUUUUAUCUGUUGCACGUUGCCAAUUAGCAUCUGCAGCUGUUGGACUCAAAGGUUUUAAUCCUUUGCUGUUGAAAGAAUUGUCACGAUGCAAGCAGACAUGGCAAGUGAUUUCAGCCAGAGAAAACCCUCCAGAAGUGUCCAAAUGUGUGUACUCUUUACUGAUGGCUGCUGGACAAAUGCAAUCAAAUCCUCAGAAAAUCUCUGCACCAGUGCCUUUUAAAAGCUUGGAUCCCUUGUUGAUGCCAGGCACAGGAACUCUCAGUAGCCAAGUCAUGUUUGGAGAAAUAACUAAUGCCUAUGUCACAGGUCUAUCCACUGCAUUUGCUCCUGGUAACAUGAAAGUGAAGUACAGUCGCCAGACCAAGAACAUAGCAAUCAUACUGAUGCCAUCUGCACCAGGAAUCAGGCUUCAAGCAAAUUAUACAGCAGCUUUGGAUGUAUCUGCUCUCAUGGGAGGACAAUCCAGGUUUCUGCCUGCCUUCACUACAGGAAACGUGAUUGUUGAUGCAGCCAAGUUUGUCAGUGAGUUGACCCUCAAGAUGGUGAAGCAGAAAAUUACUGGAUUAUUGAGGGCCAAGUCUGGAAACUGCACAGUUGAGACUGGGCGCAUGCAAGUGAAGAUCGUUGGCAGUGAUUCAAAAGAUGCUUUUGCCAAGUUUGUCAGCGAGUUGACCCUCAAGAUGGUGAAGCAAAAAAUUACUGGAUUAUUGAGGGCCAAGUCUGGAAACUGCACAGUUGAGACUGGGCGCAUGCAAGUGAAGAUCGUUGGCAGUGAUUCAAAAGAUGCUUUUGUGAGGAUUCACUCCGAAUUUCUAAAUUCGGCGGAUGGGACUGAAAUCGUGGCCAAUGAGCUCAAACGGAUGAUUUGUGCAACCAUGACCCGGAACCUUCUUACUCUUCUUCAAAUUGGCUGGAAAGGGCUUGACAAGAUUCUUGAAUUACCUGUGUGAAUAUUGCGGAAUUAUCCUCUGGGCUUUGUCUGUGACUGCAUGUCAUAUCCAUGUGACCAAAUAUGAAUGAAAUUCAAGUUGCCUUUCAUAAAUGACGUGCUUGCUUUUCAACUA